AUGUCAGAUAGUUUCAAGCAGCAAGGAUCAAGCUCCGAUGAUAUCAACGGUGCGUUUUCACCUAAACCAAUUUCACCAGCCAAGAGGUCGAAGUUACUAGGAAAUACCACAGACUUUCGUUCCGGGACUCCAUUACAAACUCGAGCAGCAUCGCCAUGCACUUUAAACCCACCGAUUGAUAGCGAUGGGUUGUCAUGGCCAUCAAAGGGUGCCAGACUGAGAUUGGAGCAAACUUCCGACGAGGCACAAGCCAGAGAAAAGCGAAUUGCUAGCGCAGUCAAGACUAUUUUAGAAGAGUUGGGAGAAGACACCGAUAGAGAAGGAUUAUUGGAAACCCCUGAGCGUUAUGCCCGUGCGAUGUUAUAUUUUACAAAAGGAUAUGAAGAUAAUAUUCGUGAUGUCAUUAAGAGAGCCGUAUUUGAAGAAGAUCAUGAUGAGAUGGUUAUUGUAAGAGAUAUUGAAAUUUAUUCAUUAUGUGAACAUCAUUUAGUUCCAUUCUUUGGAAAAGCUCACAUUGCAUAUAUUCCUAAUAAGAGGGUUUUAGGGUUAAGCAAAUUGGCUAGAUUAGCUGAAAUGUAUGCAAGAAGAUUCCAAGUUCAAGAAAGAUUAACAAAACAAAUUGCGAUGGCCCUAAGCGAGAUUUUAAGACCAAGAGGUGUAGCCGUUGUAAUUGAAGCUACCCAUAUGUGUAUGGUCAGUAGGGGGGUUCAGAAGACUGGUUCCUCUACUACCACUAGUUGUAUGUUGGGAUGUUUCCGUGAUCAACAAAAGACAAGAGAAGAGUUCUUGACCUUAUUGGGAAGAAAAUGA
Molecule: messenger RNA, 810 nt
Organism: Hemisphaericaspora subhashii
Lineage: Eukaryota; Fungi; Ascomycota; Pichiomycetes; Serinales; Debaryomycetaceae
Product: GTP cyclohydrolase I
Exons: 1
Coding region: 1-810 (269 amino acids)
Biological process (GO): tetrahydrofolate biosynthetic process; tetrahydrobiopterin biosynthetic process
Cellular component (GO): cytoplasm
Molecular function (GO): zinc ion binding; GTP cyclohydrolase I activity; GTP binding
Source: RefSeq, a predicted model, not a curated record